Messenger RNA from Rotaria sp. Silwood2, 318 nucleotides. The record is from the annotation of a GenBank genome assembly. NCBI's taxonomy places the organism in Eukaryota, Metazoa, Rotifera, Eurotatoria, Philodinida, Philodinidae.
AUGGCAAACUAUUAUUAUGAAGCUAUUCAAUUUAAUGUUUCUAUAAAUGGAACUUAUACUAUUGAAUCCCAUACUAGUGAUAUGGACAUCAUUGAUUCCUUAUACAUCAAUAGUUUUGAUCCUGAAUCUCCAUUUAUGAGUGUCUUAGAAUCGAAUGAUGGUGGCGAUACCGAGAGACAAUUCGUGUUCUCAACAGUUUUGGAGACUACAUCACAAUACGUUUUAGUUGUAAUAACAUUCGAGGCACUUAUAACAGGACCAUUUUCAAUUAUUGCAACUGGUCCAGCAUUGAGUCGAUUUCCUCAAGAAAAUAAAUAA